Molecule: messenger RNA, 612 nt
Organism: Bombyx mori (domestic silkworm)
Lineage: Eukaryota; Metazoa; Arthropoda; Insecta; Lepidoptera; Bombycidae
Source: RefSeq, marked predicted
AUUUUUUAUUAUAAUCAGUGGUUAGCUAUGUCAGAUUCAUCUGAAGAUGAAGACCUAUCGCGUUUCAAAGACGUCGUCGACAACUCUUUCGUUAAAUCUCUAUCCCAAACUCGUGUUACAGGAUCUAAAACAAUUCAAGGCAUUGAAGAAAAGCCCGUCUCCCAACGUUACUUAGAAAUAUCAAGCCACUACAAUGAUGUGAAGGUUCCAGAAGAAAUGCAAAAAAGAAUUGGUGCUAAAUUAUCAGCUGUCAUACAGAAAAAUACAAGAUUUGUAGAUGUGGACCCUGUUCAACCAAAAAAACGCAAAAUAAAGGGAGGUGUAAAAUUGUUCAAGAAUUCAAAUGGAUUUUUAUCUUGUGAUGACAUUAAGGACAUAUCCACUGAGAAACAUAAUUGUGAAGCGAAACUGUUAAAGUAUAGUAAAGUUGGUCCUGACUCAGAUGACAUAGAGAAACUACAUGCAGUUACAGUCAGUGGAGAAUAUGUACUAUCAAAAGAAGAAAUCAAAUGUUGGAAAUCUAGAAGAAAAGAGAAAUUAUAUAAAUACAAGGUGUCACAAAAUAGUGAUGUUUUAGUAGCUUUAGAAUAAACUUGUUUUCACUAAAAAAAA